AUGGCUGUAGCAUACCCACAUUUUUUGGUAUCUGAAAAUCACGCAACCGUUGAGCAACCAACAUUAAUGGUCUCCCCUGCCGCUCCUUGCCCGUCUGUAACCCUUACCCAGGAUGAUUUGAAAAAAAUCGCAGCUUAUAAGGCCGUGGAGCAUGUGAAAUCCGGCAUGGUUGUUGGGCUUGGAACGGGCUCCACCGCGAAGCAUGCUGUUGACCGCAUCGCCGAGCUCAUGCGCCAGGGAAAGCUUAAAGACAUUAUUGGGAUACCCACAUCGAAAAAGACUCAUGAACAGGCUGUUUCAUUGGGGAUCCCUUUAUCCGAUCUUGAUUCCCACCAUAUUGUGGAUUUAACAAUUGAUGGAGCGGAUGAGGUGGACCCUGGAUUGAAUUUGGUUAAAGGGCGUGGAGGGUCGUUGUUGAGGGAGAAAAUGGUGGAAUCAGCUAGCAAGAAAUUCAUUGUAAUAGUUGAUGAAUCCAAAUUGGUGAAUUAUGUUGGGGGUAGUAGGUUGGCCAUGCCGGUGGAGGUUAUUCCCUUUUGUUGGAAUCAUUCUUUGAAGAGGCUUGUGAGUUUGUUUGCGUAUGCAGGCUGUGUGGGGGAGCUGAGGAAGUGCGCCGAGACUGGGAAGGCAUUUGAGACUGAUAAUGGGAAUUAUAUUAUUGACUUGUAUUUCGAGAAGGACAUGGGGGAUUUGAAUGAAGCCAGUGAUUUGAUUUUGAGGCUUCCAGGAAUUGUUGAGCACGGGAUGUUUCUUGGAUUGGCCACCUCGUUGAUUGUUGCUGGUGUGGAAGGCAUCACCGUGAAGACUAAGAUAGGAAAUGAAUUGGAGGGUUCAGGCUGGAGAAGAUGUAACAGCUUUGGUAAUUGGUUGAGGGUCUCUAGAGUACUAUUCCAGCGGGGCGGGGGUUCAUCAACAAUGACGCAUCCUACAACAUGA
This is a messenger RNA of Fraxinus pennsylvanica, 933 nucleotides long. NCBI's taxonomy places the organism in Eukaryota, Viridiplantae, Streptophyta, Magnoliopsida, Lamiales, Oleaceae. The record is from the annotation of a GenBank genome assembly.